This is a messenger RNA of Sorghum bicolor (sorghum), 1827 nucleotides long. RefSeq names its product UBP1-associated protein 2C. Bases 118 to 1455 code for a protein of 445 amino acids. Gene Ontology annotation, molecular function: RNA binding. The transcript is spliced from 2 exons. NCBI's taxonomy places the organism in Eukaryota, Viridiplantae, Streptophyta, Magnoliopsida, Poales, Poaceae. The record is from RefSeq and is a predicted model, not a curated record.
CUUGCUUCCCGUCCUCCCUCCCUCCCUCCCUCCUCGCCCCAAAUUCCAACCCCGGCCGCCGCUACAUCGCCAAACCCUAUCUAGGGUUUUGCCAAGCCCUCCCCUUCCCUCGCCCCCAUGGAUCCCUUUUCCAAGAAGCGCAAGCCCGACGAGAACGGCGCCGUCACCGCCUCUCCCGCCGGUGGGGCUGCCACGCUGGGCCUCACCCGCGACGACGUCCUCCGCCUCCUCGAGCCGCUCUCCCGGGACCAGCUUGCGGACAUCGCGGCCGCCGCCGCGCUCGUCUCGGCGCACGCGCUCGACGCCGUGCGCGCAGCCGCCGACCGCGACCCGGCCCUCCGCAAGCUCUUCGUUCGGGGGCUCGGGUGGGAGACCACAUCCGACUCGCUCCGCGCCAUCUUCUCCGCCUACGGGGACCUCGAGGAGGCCGUCGUCAUCACCGACAAAACCACGGGGCGGUCCAAGGGUUACGGGUUCGUCACCUUCCGCCACGCCGAUUCCGCCGUCCUCGCACUCAAGGAGCCAUCAAAGAAGAUCGACGGUCGCAUGACUGUCACGCAGCUCGCCGCCGCCGGCUCGGCAGGCGGGCCGUCUGGUGGGGCCGCUGGUAGUGGCGGUGCUCCUGUGGCUGAUGUGGCGCUCCGGAAGAUCUUCGUUGGGAACGUCCCGGCAGACAUGCCGUCCGAGCGUCUCCUUGCGCACUUUGCCUCCUAUGGCGAGAUUGAGGAGGGGCCGCUGGGAUUUGACAAGCAGACGGGCAAGUUCCGGGGCUUUGCACUUUUCGUAUACAAGACACCUGAGGGUGCGCAGGCCUCCCUAGUGGACACGGUGAAGGUAAUUGACGGCCACCAGCUUGUAUGCAAGCUUGCCAUAGAGGGGAAGAAGGCGAAGCAGGGGCAAUCACAGCAAUCUGGCCCUGGCAACCAGCAGCAGCAGCAGAUGCUGCAGGGUGGUCCGCAAGAUAUGCAGGGAGGGCUUGGGCUUGGGUCACAGAUGGGUGCACAGUAUGGUGGCCCUGGGAGUGGUAUGCCUUCGUUUGGUUUUGGUGGUGUUGGCGGUGGGUUUGGGGGUCCAAACCCUUAUGGUAACAUGCCAUCUUCCAUGGGUGGAGGAGGCGCAGGUGGUUUAGGGUCGAUGGGAGGCCAGGUGCCCACUGGGUUGGCUGGUGCUGGGGCUGGUGCAUUCGGGCCUGGGGGAUUGGGUGGUGGCUCAUUUGGGGGAUCAUCUCAGUUUGGUGCCGCUGGGAUGGGGGCAUAUGGUGGCCUUGGAAUGGGUGGAGGCUCCAUGUACCGCAUGCAACAGGGAGCACUGCCUGCAGGUGCAUUUGGAGAAGGAGGCAACUACCCUCUUCCAGGUUCUGGUUUCCGGGGCCAGGAUCCUCAAGGUGGAAUAUCUCCUCCUGGUCCAGGUGCCAGGGCUCCUCCUAUGUAUCCCAACGUACCGCCUUAUUUCUAAGUGAAUGUGUGACUCAGGUGUGUGACAACUGUUGGGAGCAUAUCCUUUGAAAUGGUUGUGCUGAAUUCAGAAGUGUUGUCUGCUUACAUGGAUGCUUGCAUAUUCUGGCUACUUCUGAUGUGGAAUGUGGAAUGAGUUUGCACUCUCAAUUUUCGAUGUUAAGGGAUACAUGAAGAUAGAUAGUUGUGAUAAUGCCUAGCUGUGAUAAUGCUUCACAUGUACUUUCUUAUGACUGCUUUGCAGUUUGAUUUUUCUAUAUAGAUAAGCGACGUUGCAUUAAGUGUAUGUUGUGUUGGUUAUUGUCGUAUUAUCAUAUGAAUUCCUUUAUUUUCAUGGUCUGAUGAUGUGUUUAAUCGUAUAUGGCUUUCUAUU